CAUGAUGGAGCAGCCUGUGGUCAGGAGAAGGCGCUCUGGUCAUACCCAAACUGAGGACACAGGCACACAGCCAAGAAACUGGAUUCUACUGGUCUUCUUCUGCUUUGGACCUCUUUGCAUGAUAAAAGCUCUCAGCAUAUACUUCCACAUCUGCUGGGACGUGAAAUAUCAAAAUGCAACAGCAGAACGGCAAGUCCUUCAGAGCAAAAGAAUUAAACUGGAGGAAAGAUUACAGGAGCUAGAUAACUACACAUCUAAAGGUUGGGUGUAUUUCCAAGGCAGCGUGUACCUGGGCUCCACCACACGGAGCUGGCAGGAGAGCAGGAAGUACUGUCAGAAGAGAGGAGCAGAUCUCAUCAUCAUCAACAGUGACCAGGAGCAGAAAUUUGUACACUCGCUAUUUCCAAAUAACAGAUGGAUUGGACUGAGUGACCUGGAGGAGGAGGGGGUCUGGAAAUGGCUGGAUGGCUCACUGCUCAAUAUAAGCUUCUGGAGUGUCGGUGAGCCAAAUGAUGGAAUAGGAAAUGAAGACUGUGCUGAAAUUAUGUAUAGAGACAGGUUAUCAAACUGGAAUGACCUCAGCUGUGCUGAGGAACGUGAUUUCGUCUGUGAAAAAAAUAUUUUUGCUUAAACAGAAUAAUGAUGCACAUGCAUUUUGUUUGUUAUGAGACUGUAAAUCAAGACCAU
This is a messenger RNA of Boleophthalmus pectinirostris (great blue-spotted mudskipper), 687 nucleotides long. Its product is annotated as CD209 antigen-like protein E. The coding region runs from base 2 to 631 and encodes 209 amino acids. The transcript has 7 exons. NCBI's taxonomy places the organism in Eukaryota, Metazoa, Chordata, Actinopteri, Gobiiformes, Gobiidae. The record is from RefSeq and is a predicted model, not a curated record.